Molecule: messenger RNA, 496 nt
Organism: Scophthalmus maximus (turbot)
Lineage: Eukaryota; Metazoa; Chordata; Actinopteri; Pleuronectiformes; Scophthalmidae
Product: protein S100-P
Exons: 2
Coding region: 109-387 (92 amino acids)
Biological process (GO): endothelial cell migration
Cellular component (GO): cytoplasm; extracellular exosome
Molecular function (GO): calcium ion binding; transition metal ion binding
Source: RefSeq, a predicted model, not a curated record
AAAGCGUCGCCUCUCAGCUCUUCGUCUCCUCACACGUCUACUCCUCUGUUGACGGGCGCUAUUUUCCGAUUCUUGUCUCCUCUGUUGACCACCUCUCAAGCAGCAACCAUGACCCAGCUCGAGACAGCCAUGGCCAUCCUGAUGAAGACCUUUGAUACAUACGCUGCUGCCGAUGGGAAAAAAGACAGCCUGAGUAAAGCUGAGACCAAGACUAUGCUGGAGAAGGAGCUGCCUGGCCUGCUGAAGGUAGCGAAGAACCAGGAUGAGGUGGACAAGCUGCUGAAAGGUCUGGAUUUUAAUGGAGACUCAGAGGUCGACUUCACCGAAUUUGUGGUGCUCGUGGCUGCCAUGACCUGCGCCUGCCACGACCGCUGUCCCAAGAAGUGAACAGGUGGACCUCACCCUUGGGUGGAGACAAAUGGCGGCGAACAGCGGCAUAAGAACCCUAUUGUAACUUUUAAUCUAGCAGCUGAAUAAAGUAAUUUAUCGACUUGUA